GCGACUCGGGAAGUGAAAUGCGGUACAUUCAACUUUGCCUCUCCAUUCAUGCGUGUAUAUAAUAGUGAGGUAUUUACUCGCAGCGUCUGUAGUUAGCUGUUGUGUUUGUAGUGGCUCCUACGAUGCAGUGGUUGGGAGUUGUGCUACGGGUUCACGGGAACAUUGCCAGAGCGUAUAUGCAUGCGUAUAGUUCCUUGUUGUUUAGUUUGAUUGAAAAUAUUCCGUACGUUUACUAUCGUGCAUUCGUUUGAAAUAGGAGACGUAUAAAACAAGGUACCAAGAAAUUCGAAAAGAUUGCUAUGAAUCAGAAGGCAGCCGCCGUGCGUGUUUUCGUGGCACUGCUAUUCGGCACUGUAUACGUACUGUUUACAACGUCCGCUAACGCCCCUGCUGCUCCGCCCAAAGACCACAAUGGAGUGAAUGGCAGUGAUUAUGCAGCAGCGGUGCACGAAGUGUCGUAUCGCACACGCAGUGUCGUCUGCUCCAAGUACACGUUUCUCCUCGUCGUCGUGCAUUCCGCCGUCCGGAACUUCAAGCUCCGUCAGUCGAUCCGAGACACGUGGGCCGACGCGAGAGACACGUGGCGGCAGGAGGCGGUACGAACGGUCUUCAUUCUGGGAGAGUCCGAAGAUGUUGGCGAUCAAUCUAGAGUGGACGAGGAGAAUCACAUUCAUAAUGACGUCGUCCAAGCAAGAUUCUUGGACUCGUAUGCGAAUCUCACUCGCAAGCAUUUCGUCGCUCUCAAGUACGCGACGGAAUCGUGUCAGUCUGCUGAUCACAUCGUGAAAGUGGAUGACGAUGUUUUCAUUAACUUGCCUGCGAUUAUUAGUUAUCUAUCAACUUCACGGACGAAGGAUAAUAUUAUGUGUAACGUACUGAAACACGAAUUUCCGAAUCGGAACCCUAGACAUAAGCUAUUUAUAAGCGAGAAGGAAUAUCCGGACAAUGAAUACCCACCAUUCUGUAUGGGUAUGGCUAUCAUAUAUUCUCGUCAUGCUGCGAAUAUGCUCGUAACGGAGGCAGAAAAUGCAAAAUUUAUCGACAAAAUCGACGACGUUUACUUCGGAGGCAUAUUGCCGCGUAAAUUGAGAAUUCCACUUGAAGAUUUACGAGGAAAGUACUCGGAAACUGGCGCGAAUACAUUAGAGUGGGUAAGGAGUGGUGACGCGCGACCAGCGUGGUUUUAUUUUGCGUUAGUGUGGCACCGACCCCGGGGUGGCAUGAAACAUGUGUGGAUGAAAGUCAGGGCAAACCAAAGGGAAACGCAAGGAAGUCUUCUAUCUUAGACGUGAACAAUUAUAUGAGUUAUUGUGUUUGUGUAUAGUGCAUGGACAGUUCAAGUCUAUAUCGUAGGGAAGUCCUCGUACGUGUCUUCGUACAGCGGUAGGUAUAGGCCUACGCAUCCAAACGAUAUACAACCGAAAUGAAGAACAUCAAAGCUUUUACAUUUACGAGUUGUAUCUGAUUAAUUGUGUAUGAAUACAAUAUUUUUAUGUAUGUA
Molecule: messenger RNA, 1501 nt
Organism: Priapulus caudatus
Lineage: Eukaryota; Metazoa; Priapulida; Priapulimorpha; Priapulimorphida; Priapulidae
Product: beta-1,3-galactosyltransferase 5-like
Exons: 2
Coding region: 300-1286 (328 amino acids)
Cellular component (GO): membrane
Molecular function (GO): hexosyltransferase activity
Source: RefSeq, a predicted model, not a curated record